AUGGCUCGCUUCGAGUUGCUGCCUGCUGAGCUCCAGCUUCAAAUAUUCAGUUACCUUUACAGCUCGGACGUCAAGGCUGCGCGCGCCGUCAGCAGAAAGUUGCGAGACAAUGCAACGCCCGCGUUAUUUCGCACCGUCGUUGCGUGUGCACGCUAUCAGGCUAUGGGCGCAUUUCAGAAAGUCGCACUCCACCCAGUCUAUCCAACUUACGUCAAGGAAAUCAUCUUCGAUGGAUCAGUGUAUGAAGCAAGGCUUGCACUAUACGAGCAUGCUUAUAAUCAUGAAGUUGAGGAGCUUCGAGGGGGAUCCCACUGGGGAAAGCGAAGCAGGUGGAAGCGAUACCAGGUGCUGUACCAAGAACAGGAGGAUAUGAAGACUAGCGGUGUCCUUCUACAGACAAUAGCACGAGCAUUGGAGUGGAUGCCCAAUGUUUCCUCGAUUGUGUACUCGCCUCAUCCGCACCUCGUUCCCGUCGAGGCCAAAGAUAUGCGCGAUUUGGUUCCAAGAGGCACUGCCCGUUCCUCUAGUUUUCCGUCGUAUCAAAUGAGCAACGGGUUUGCUGGCGUGCAUCAUCCAUUUCGUCAGCUCAUCGGGGCCAUCUAUCUGUCAAAGUAUGCCGGCAUCCGCGAAUUCACAGUCGAAGCGUAUCAGAAGCAUCAUUCUGGUACGCAAUUUUCGCUGAGUGUCUUCGAUUUCCCAGAGGCGGUCGACCUACAAGCCGGUCAACACUUCUUCCAGCACCUAACGAAACUCGAACUGAACAUAGCGCUUCAGGAGUCUAGGAGUAGAAUGGGUGGUGUCGACGUCCAUCGGAGUCUCAAACAACUCGCCAAUCUGGCCAGUCUCCUCACCGCUACCAAAGAUCUGCGGCAUCUGGCUUUCCACGUUGCAAACUGGAAGUGCUCUGCGAGCCUUAUGUAUGGCUUCAUAAUAUCAGACGAGCAGCCUAUCUUCCGUAAUUUGGGUCUCCGAACAACAUGGGACAAACUACAAUCGUUGAGCCUGGAGGGCAUAUACGCCGACGAAAAAGACUUUACGGAUCUGAUCAAGCGCCAUAAGACUACUUUGAGGUCCCUUGUGUUCGGGAAAUGCAGUCUAUGCUCCGGUGUCUGGGCAGAGAUUGUCGAUGAGGCAGUGUUUGGUUCGAUGACUGCAUCGUUCGUGUUGGAUCGAGUCAACGAGAUACAUCUUCCAGGAGUGGACUGGAUGACACUUAGCACAAUAGAGAAAGAGAACUGGAGGUAUGAAGGCCGCCUUCUGGUGUCGAUAGAUGGCGAGCGAACAUUCAUCAAUACCAAUUCCAGUAAGAAGUCGGUCUACGACUUGCGGUCGUAA
Molecule: messenger RNA, 1335 nt
Organism: Cucurbitaria berberidis CBS 394.84
Lineage: Eukaryota; Fungi; Ascomycota; Dothideomycetes; Pleosporales; Cucurbitariaceae
Exons: 3
Coding region: 1-1335 (444 amino acids)
Molecular function (GO): protein binding
Source: RefSeq, a predicted model, not a curated record